UAAAUAGAACGAAUAAAGUAGCCAUGACAACAAAGUAAUACACAAGUGUGUGAAAGAUGUCUAAGCUAUCACAUGGGCCGGCUAGCUGGCAUGUUCUAGGCAGCAAUGGCGCUCAAAGCUACCCUCUUGCCUUCUAUUCUACCACCUAUUCUAUCAACCACGGCCACGCUAACUCCACUGGACCGCCUAGUACCUUCAGACACAAGGGUACAGGUUAUGGGUCCAACUUCAGGCCUGCCCUCUCUUACUCUUCACAGCUGGACAGUCUAGAUAAUCCUGUCAUGGGGGAGCUCUUGAGGGCCAACUACCACACUCAUACUCAGAGUGAGUAUGCAGGAUACAGAAUGCCACAAGGAAGUGAUCCAUUCCCGGGGAAAGUGACACCCUUCAUGUCGGGGUACGCUCAUAAUACGCCCACAACCCUCCCCACUACUCGCCAGGUAGCUGGGUACCCACAUCAUGGUCUACACAAACAUCCUGUAGCUACAGAGAAAGCUAUGUCUACUGAAUACAACACACGAUUCCUCAGACAGCCAUUCAGAGAACAACAUGGCCCUAAUAGCAGUAGCCAUAGCAACAAAGAGGAGAGUGGGUUCACACACGCCCACACUAUUGAGCCAAUCACCUACCGCCCACACGAUAACCACACUGGAGAACUACCAGGUCAUGUGACAUGGCGACCAACCGGAUUCAGUCUCAUGAAGAGCAGCUUCAGACCACCUAGCUACAUGAAGGGUAGUGAACCUUUUGUUGUAGCUAUCUCUGGUACUGCUGAUCAUAGUAAUGGCUAUGUCAAGGGGAGCAAGGCAAAGGCUCAUGUACAACCUCCUGCUGCAGACAUGGUGGGGUACACGUGUGCCAGUCAAGUUCAUAAGAGUGUCGUGGAGAGAGUGCGUAAGGAGGAUCCAGCUGAGCACUCCAUCUUCACACAUCCAGACCAGUACACAAGUUACACACAGCAGAGCUUUGGUAGGGGAGGGCCAUCAAGAGAGGCAGGUCCUGCUAGAGUGGUGGGAGGGAAGGAGAUGUCUGGGUACUCUGAGAAUACUGUUCCUCUGGUGGAACCUGCUAACAGAGACAGUCAGAGAUUCAGCACCCACUACCAAAGCAGGUUUAGAUAUCCUGAAAGAGGUGCUCAUGUUGGUCACAGUGUGCAGCCUCUAGCCAACAAUGGCUUCUCUAAGAGCACUGCAGUACACAGCUUUGGAGGAACAGCCCCGUCACUCAGAGAGAUGGACCCUUAUGUAGCCAGGAGUACUAUCAAGAGGGACCCGUGCUAUGAGACUCACACUCACCAACACAAGAAACACUAACACUCAAUAACUCUGUGUUUGUAUGUGUGUAGUGCUAGCCCAUAAUUAAUUAUUACAAUAACAAUUAUUAUUAUCAUCCA
Molecule: messenger RNA, 1393 nt
Organism: Halichondria panicea
Lineage: Eukaryota; Metazoa; Porifera; Demospongiae; Suberitida; Halichondriidae
Product: stabilizer of axonemal microtubules 4-like
Exons: 10
Coding region: 57-1313 (418 amino acids)
Molecular function (GO): phosphatase binding
Source: RefSeq, a predicted model, not a curated record